This is a messenger RNA of Dichotomopilus funicola, 2649 nucleotides long. RefSeq lists its product as uncharacterized. Gene Ontology annotation, molecular function: protein binding. NCBI's taxonomy places the organism in Eukaryota, Fungi, Ascomycota, Sordariomycetes, Sordariales, Chaetomiaceae. The transcript has 5 exons. Gene Ontology annotation, biological process: N-terminal peptidyl-methionine acetylation. Gene Ontology annotation, cellular component: mitochondrial intermembrane space; cytoplasm; NatA complex. The record is from RefSeq and is a predicted model, not a curated record. Bases 1 to 2649 code for a protein of 882 amino acids.
AUGACCCAGUCUCCCUCUUUACCACAGUUAACCCCCCAGCUUUGCUUCUCAACUUCCGCGCUACGAGAUUUCCUCCGCUUAUCUCGAAGCUCUAUCGACGACACAAUAAACCAAAAUUUAAAUGCGCUAGAGACGCCUGCCAAGGCGGGGUUUGAUCCAACAUCAACCUCCCGGCUUUCCGCACGACCUUUUUCGCAUCAAAUCGAAGCGACGGCGUGUAAUUCAUUCAAAGAUAAUGUACUUUUCCCAUCGUGGCAGCUUAGGUCCGAUAUCUUGAGCUAUUGCUCCCUGGUAGCCACGAGCCCGGACCCGGACGAUCCGGAAAGAUCACUACGGGAGGCGGAGAACGAAAGGAAUCGUGAACGGGUCGUUGACGAGCGACUCGAUCCGUAUUCGGGACGCUUCACCCCACGAGAAGCCCGAACGGAGCAACUGGCCCUUGUUCUUCGACAGGAGAUGGGGGCUAACCUCUUUCGUACCGUCAUCCGCUACUAUGAGGACAAGCAAUACAAACGCGGCCUCAAGGCUGCUGAGCAGAUUCUCAAGAAGAAUCCUAAGCACGGGGACACAAUGUCGAUGAAGGCCUUGAUUCUUAACGCCCAGGGCAAGACCGAGGAGGCUUUCGCUCUCGCCAAAGACGCAUUGACGAUUGAUAUGAAGUCGUACAUCUGCUGGCAUGUAUACGGCAUCCUCUACCGCACGAACAAGAACUUCGACGAGGCCAUCAAGGCCUACAAGUUCGCCUUGAAGCUUGAGCCUGAGUCGCACCAGAUCCAGCGUGAUCUGGCCGUCCUCCAGGUGCAAAUGCGCGACUAUGCUGGAUACCUCCAGAGCAGAUUCGUCAUGCUCAAGGCGCGGCCGCAGCUGCGCCAGAACUGGACCGCUCUAGCCAUCGCUUACCACCUCGAUGGCAACCUUGAUCAGGCAGAGAACAUUCUCAGUACCUACGAAAAGUCAGUCACGACUCCCCCGCCAAAAUCUGACUUCGAAAACUCCGAGGCACUCCUUUACAAGAACACCAUCAUUGCUGAGAGGGGCCAUUUUGAGCGGGCCCUGGAUCACCUGGAGAAGGAGUGCAAAAACUGCCUUGACCGGUUGGCUGUGAUGGAACUUCGGGCCAUUUAUUUGUCACGGUUGGGCAGGAAGGCGGAUGCUGCGAAGGCGUACCGCGCGCUGUUGGAUCGGAACUCAGAGCACCCUGACUACUACCGGGGACUGAUUGCCGCACUGGACAUUCCAUCAACCGACGAGGCGGCUCUGAAGGCCGUGUAUGAUGAAUACGCGGCCAAGAACCCCCGUUGCGAUGCGGCCAAGCGUCUUCCCCUAGACUUUUUGUCCGGCGACUCCUUCCGCACCACCGCCAAGGCGUAUUUGACGCUGAUGUUCAACAAAGGUGUCCCCUCAACUUUUGCGAACCUUAAGCAUCUGUACUCAAACGAGUUCAAAAAGGAGACACUACCGGCUCUUGCUGAGGAGUACCUGAAGGAACACAGCGGGGAUGAACAAGUUAACGGGGAUAGUUCCAAGGGGCAAGGGGCGGCUCUUUAUUUCCUCGGCCAACACUACAACUACUAUUUGUCUCGAGACCUCGACAAGGCUGCCGAGUUUGUCGACGAGGCGAUCAAACUGGACCCUAAGAACGUCGACUUUCAUAUGACCAAGGCCAGAAUUUUCAAGCACCGGGGUGACAUUGCGAAGGCGUCGGAGGCGAUGGACCAUGCGCGAUCGCUUGACACAAGAGACCGUUACAUCAACUCUAAGGCCGCCAAGUACCAGCUCCGCAACAACGAUAACGAGAAGGCACUAGAGACCAUGGGGCUUUUCACCCGAGCCGAGACGGUCGGCGGUCCUUUGGCCGAUCUGACCGACAUGCAGUGCAUCUGGUUUUUGACGGAGGAUGGCGAGGCAUGGCAACGGCGUGGGGACAUCGGUUUAGCGCUCAAGCGCUACCACACCAUCUUCAAUAUUUUUGACAUUUGGCAGGAGGAUCAGUUUGAUUUCCACAGCUUCUCACUGCGUAAGGGGCAAAUCCGGGCGUACAUUGAUCUUGUCCGCUGGGAGGAUCAGUUGCGAGACCACCCGUUCUACUUCCGCGCCGCCCUGGAUGCCGUCAACCUCUACCUGUCGAUGCACGACAAGCCCCAACACGGCGCAAACGGCGUUAGCGAUACCAACGGGGAGGAUACCGCGGAAAAGAAGAAGGCAGCCAAGAAGGCCCGCAAGGAGGCCCAAAAAGCCGAGCGAGAGGCGGCCGAGAAGGCAGCGAAGCAAGACCCCAACAAGGGCGGCGCCCAGAAAAGCAAGGACAGUGAGGAGGCCAAGAAGAAAGAUGACGACCCGAAUGGUGUGAAGCUUGCGGCCACGACGGACCCUCUCAGCGAUUCGAUGAAAUUCUUGGGGCACCUACUCCAAUUUAGUCCGAAGAACAUUGAAGGCCAGCUCGCUGGGUUCGAGGUCUAUAUUCGCAGGGGAAAGCACUUUCUCGCGCUGCGCUGUCUUAAGGCGGCCAUCGCUCUGGACGAAAGCCACCCCCGUAUCGCCGAGCAGGCCGCCCGGCUUCGUACGGCCCUCGAGAAUGCCCUUGGUUCUCUACCGACCAAGGCGAAGGAUGUGAUUGAGGCAGAGCUGGCGUCCUUGCCCGGGGCUUAG